UCUCGCGAGAGCGGGUUACCCGCGGUGCAGCGCCCCGGCGGUCCGGAGAUUGAAGCGGAGGGACUACUGGGCUGGUGGCGGCAGUGACCAUGCUUCGGGCGGCAGUUCCGGGACAGCUCCGGCGAGCGGCCUCAUUGCUCCGAUUUCAGAGUACCCUUGUAAUAGCCGAGCAUUCGAAUGACUCCCUGGCACCCAUUACUUUAAACACUAUCACUGCAGCCAGACGCCUUGGGGGUGAGGUGUCCUGUUUAGUAGCUGGAACCAAAUGUGACAAGGUGGUUCAAGAUCUCUGUAAAGUAGCAGGAGUAGCGAAAGUUCUGGUGGCUCAGCAUGAUGCCUACCAAGGCCUGCUUCCAGAGGAACUGACGCCGUUGGUUCUGGCCACGCAGAAGCAGUUCAGUUACACACACAUCUGUGCUGGAGCUUCUGCCUUUGGAAAGAACCUUUUGCCCAGAAUAGCAGCUAAACUUGAUGUUGCCCCCAUUUCUGACAUCAUUGAGAUCAAGUCACCUGACACAUUUGUGAGAACCGUUUAUGCAGGAAAUGCUUUAUGUACAGUGAAGUGUGAUGAGAAAGUAAAGGUGUUUUCAGUCCGCGGAACAUCUUUUGAGGCUGCAGCAACAAGUGGAGGUAGUGCCAAUUCAGAAAAUGCACCGAGUUCUUCACCAGUGGGAAUAUCAGAGUGGCUUGACCAGAAGUUAACAAAAAGUGAUCGGCCGGAGCUGACUGGUGCCAAAGUGGUUGUAUCUGGUGGUCGUGGCUUGAAGAGUGGAGAGAAUUUUAAGUUGUUGUAUGAUUUGGCAGAUCAACUACACGCUGCAGUUGGUGCGUCCCGAGCGGCUGUUGAUGCUGGCUUCGUUCCCAAUGAUAUGCAGGUUGGUCAGACAGGAAAAAUCGUAGCACCAGAACUUUAUAUUGCUGUUGGAAUCUCUGGAGCCAUCCAGCAUUUAGCUGGGAUGAAGGAUAGCAAGACAAUUGUGGCUAUUAAUAAAGACCCAGAAGCUCCAAUUUUCCAGGUGGCAGAUUAUGGAAUAGUUGCAGAUUUAUUUAAGGUGGUUCCUGAAAUGACUGAGCUAUUAAAAAAAAAGUGAAUCAUGAUUGUGCCUUAAGAAGAAAAUCUGUGUGAAAGUAUUCAGCUGAAGUCUGAAAUUUAUAAGUUGAGGGAAAAAAAUCCUAACAGCAGCCAGAAUACUUUCCAAUGGGACUAUAAUUGUGUUUCUUUUUAAUUAUUUGUGGUCACAAAUGGAGAUUUUCUCAUUCUGUAAUAAGCUCUAUAAUAAAGCUUGCCACUACUUUGACAUUGUCACAA
Molecule: messenger RNA, 1309 nt
Organism: Octodon degus (degu)
Lineage: Eukaryota; Metazoa; Chordata; Mammalia; Rodentia; Octodontidae
Gene: Etfa
Product: electron transfer flavoprotein alpha subunit
Exons: 12
Coding region: 90-1091 (333 amino acids)
Cellular component (GO): mitochondrion
Molecular function (GO): electron transfer activity; flavin adenine dinucleotide binding
Source: RefSeq, a predicted model, not a curated record